Odontomachus brunneus is the source of this 6407-nucleotide messenger RNA. Its product is annotated as profilin. The transcript has 3 exons. Gene Ontology annotation, molecular function: actin monomer binding. Gene Ontology annotation, cellular component: cell cortex. The record is from RefSeq and is a predicted model, not a curated record. Bases 123 to 503 code for a protein of 126 amino acids. Lineage: Eukaryota; Metazoa; Arthropoda; Insecta; Hymenoptera; Formicidae.
CGACCGGCGUUUCAGCGCGUAUCGGUAGUCGCGAGACGAGUCAGUUGGUGACGGGUUGCGUUCGUCUUGUGCGGCGUAGUGAACAGUUUCGGUCGUCCUCUCUUCUCCCCUUGUGUUCAAAAAUGAGCUGGCAGGAUUACGUUGAUAAGCAGCUGCUCGCGUCUAGGUGUGUUACCAAAGCGGCGAUUGCCGGACACGAUGGCAACGUGUGGGCGAAAUCCGAUGGCUUCGAAGUAAGUAAAGAAGAGAUCGCGAAAUUAGUCCUGAGCUUCGAAGAGCAGGACAUCCUGACGUCGUCGGGCGUUACCUUAGCCGGUAGCAGGUACAUCUACCUGUCGGGCACGGACCGUGUGAUAAGGGCAAAACUCGGCAAAGUUGGCGUCCAUUGCAUGAAGACGACGCAGGCCGUAGUUGUCUCCCUAUACGAGGACCCCAUACAGCCACAACAAGCUGCAUCUGUUGUCGAAAAGCUGGGCGAGUACCUCGUGUCCUGCGGCUAUUAGUAACCUCUGGGACCCAACACAAAAUAUCUAAUAUUAAUAAUAAACGAUACGAUCGAUUAUUUUAAAUAAACAGCGAAUGGAAAGCGCCAUGCCGCACGAGUCGCGCCGGAACUGCCGCAAGCCUGCCGCGCGGCCCCACGAUGAGAAGCAACAACAACAUCAACAACUAUAUCAACAACAACUACAUGAACACCUACUAUAUCAACAUCUACUAAAAGCACAACAACGACAAUUACAAGAACUACUACAAUACAACAUCUACAACUGCAACCAUUCACCACCCCAGUAAUCAUUCUCUCCUCUUCGGCUCUUUGACGCGACCUGAAAUGAAAAAAAGAAGAAGCAAGCACGCGCGCGCGCGCGCGUCCGCAACGAAUACACGCACGCACAUACGUAACUAAUGCACCCUUCCUUCUUGUCACCCUUUUCCCCUUCAUCUUUUCUGUCUCCCUUUCUUUCUCUCUCUUCUUUCUCUCCCUUCGUCCCUCCUCUCGCCGCUACCUGUACACAUAUAUACGCGCGCGCGCGCGCACGCAACAACCGCGUUCUCGCGAGCGACGGGCACGUAUACGUACUUAAGCAUCUACGCGUUGAAAUUUUGUAGACGUUUACACUUGCUUUCGAGACGAUGAUUGGACACUUUUUUCUCGAUGCACUUUGGAACGCCGCCAAUGAUGCGAUGAGAGAACUUAACUUCUGACAAUUAAUCAAGAACAAGUUCUCUCAUUGGACUAUUGGCUUUUGGUUAUUUGACUAAUGGACUAUUGGAUUAUCGUCGUGUCAAAUUGCAUCGGGCAGGGAAGUUUUGAAAUCGUGUUGAGGGCAGGUGUACUUUGUCAUGUGACAUGACACGCACGCGUGACGCACGUGGACGUCUGGAGAACGCGGUAGAACGUAUCGGCUAUAUCGGAUAGCGCGAUAUCGAAGGUGUACCAAUAUGUGACUGUCACAUCUGCUCUCUACGCGACAAUUCCUUCGACGCGCGGCCGAGAAGCGCGCGAGUGGCGGCGAUCGCGACGCGCGAAAUAUUUCGUGUCCGCGUGCGGCGCGUCGCGGGCGAAGCGACGGAAAUCGAUCGGGAACGGCCGCCGCGACGCGCUUCUUUAAUUCCGAUUUGCUUCGAUAACAUCGAGAAGCGCGGAUUGUAUCCGACGUGUCGCGCGUCGGAGUUCGCAAAUGCUCCUUCCAUCGCGGUCAGAUAUCGCGACGCGCGCGUCGCGGAUCGCCGCGCGGCAACUGGCGGCUACGGGACACGACGCUGCGUCGCGUCAUGUCCCCCGCUCCGAUUGUUCUACGAAGACGCGUCACUUUCGCGAGAAUCGGCUCGCUUCAUGCCGAACUGGCGCCGAUCUGGAACUCAUUGAGCUCUCGAGCGAUCCGACGAAGGUGGUCACGUGAAGAACGUGUCGAGAGUAGACCGCGAAAGCGAUCGACCUCGCCUCGAAUCACGUAUCCGAAGUCCUCGAUUAAUAUGAUGUGUAGAUCAUAUUGUUGGCCGUCGAAGCCACGUGCGCGGUACGUCAAUUGGCAUGGCGCGUCUUUGAGGCUUGAAACACGUACACGCGUACACUCGCUUUUCGUUUCGCGCACUCGCGCACGAAACGACGAACCACACACAUCGAUAGAUAUCAGAGAGAGAGAGAGAGGGAGAGAGAGAGAGAGAGAGAGAGGGAGAGGGAGAGAAUAAAAAAGGAAGAGAGAAUGAGAGAGAAAGAGAGUGAGAGAGUGAGCGCGACACGUUGAACUUUUGUGACUGCUUGGCGGCAUUUCGCCGACAGAAAGACGAUAUAUACACACAUGAAUUACGUAUAAGAAGUAAUAAUAAUAAAUAUUAAUAAUAAACUAUUGUGUUAGAGAUUUACAAUCUUUUUCGUAGGGCACGAAAGGAUGAGCGCGCGCGAGUGAGAAAGAGAGGGAGAGUGAGGGUGGGAGUAAAAGAUAUAGCGAGUGUUAGGAGUAAUUCGGUGAGACUGAGACAGAGUGAAAGGGAAUUAAAAAAAAAAUAACAGUGUGUGAGAGGUUUUCUUUUGCGUUUGGAUAGAGAGCAAGGGUGAGAAAGAGAGCGCGAAUGUGAGAAUGAAAGAGGAAAGGAGAAAGUAGUGAAAGCGAUGAUCGGAAAAAAUUGAUACUUUGAAGCUGACGACGAGAUAACGAGGAAACUAAAGAAGAAAAUGAGGAAAAAGCAAGCGAGCGUAGAGAAAGAAAAAAAAGCGAGAGAGAGAAAGUGUGAUUGAUAAGCGAGUGAGAGAGGAACAAAGUAGCGAGGGCGGAGGGAUGAUGAUAGAGCGUUGACGGGGCGGCGAUAUGAUAACGAUAAUGUUGAUGACGAUGAUAAACAUAAUGAUGAUGAUACGAUGCGGGCGAGCAUGCGGCAGCGGGUGAUACGGCACGGAUUGGCCGCAAUCCUGGCCGCCUCCCCUAUCCCCCCAGGAAUCGAUACGGUCCUUUUUAGCUAUUUACUGUCUUUAUUAUUGCUAUGUGUAAGAGGAAUAAAAACAAAACGCGAACGAUGUGUCAUAAAAUGCUGAGAUUUUUAUCGAUGAUAAAAGGAGAGAGAAGGAAAGGGAGAGAGGAGAGAGAGAGGGAUGAGUAAGAAAGAGAGAGAGAGGGAGAGAAAGAGAGAGAAAGUGUGAGAGAGGAAGAAAGAGUAAGAGAGAAAGAGUCGAAAAAAAAAAGAACACAGAUACACACCAGCAUAUGUAUGAACAUAGAAACAUAUAGACACGUACGCAACACAUGAACACAUCGUGCACUCGCAUCCAAAUACGUGCACGUGAGCGCGAGGAUGAAGAGGAGGAGUGUCGCCGCACGGCUUCGGACUCGGAUCAGGUAGACCGACAGCAAGAUUCCUUCGCGAGAUUCACCAUUUAGCGUGUGAAGAGCCUGCCUGGCGCGAAUAGCAGUGUGAAAAAGAAAAUUUCGUAUGUCACUUUCUUCAGGUCAGAACGAUCAGUUCGCGUCGCACAUAAAAGAAGUUAGCCGUCUAACUUUCAGCGUGCGUCAUACUGAACGACAGCAAGUCGUUCAACAUUCGAUUCCUUCCGGCACUAGACUUUCCGCGACCGUCAUUAUUGGCGAACCUUCGUAUUUGCGUGCGACGUUGUCGGACACUUUCUUUUCUAUAUGACUCGAUAAAAUCACGUGACGUCACGAGAAAACUGUAUAAUUAUUUUCCUUAUCGAUCCACCGCGUAGUCGGCAGGAGGAGGCGCGCGACGAUAAAGUAGCCGCGGUAUCAGCGGAAGUUCCUCGCGCGCGGCUUCGAACGAUUUUUACGCGCGAUUUUACACCAACGUCGAGCUGUCAUCUAAUCGCUCUAAUCGCCGCUUUUAUCUCCCCUUCCUUCUUGGUAUCUCUGUAUCUCUCUCUCUCUCUCUCUCUCUCUCUCUCUCUCUCUCUCUCUCUCUCUCUCUCUCUUCCUCUCUCUCUUCCUCUCUCUCUUCCUUCCUGUCUCGUGUCCUUAUCUCUUCUUACCCCGCCGACGUCGUCGUCGUCAGCAUCGACGGGAGCAGUCGCUUGGGAUUCGCGUUCCGCUCUCUUUCGUUUGCUCGUCGUGGCUUUUUCUUAGCGUUUCUUUCUGGAUGUGCUCUUCACUCGCCUGGACAAUAGGGAAAAAUGCGACACGCGCGUAGAAAUUUGCCGACGGAAGGGUCGAGACGUCGUGCGCGCGCGGUCCGGCGAUUUCUGGAACGCAACGGGAAUCUCGUCGAUGUGCGAGACGUGUUGAGAGGACGAGAGGCCCACGUGGCCAGCUGCACCUGCGACGAAUUCCUGCCGUGUAUCUUUCGUCUCACCUGCGCGCACACGCGCGCGUGUUUAUCGAUGCACGGAGCGGCCACACGUGACAAACACACAUACAUACAAACAAACAUGUACACGACUACCGCUACCGAUUAUUACUACUACUAUUACUACUACUGCUAUUAUUACUAUAACUGGUUGCUUGUCGAUUCGUCUGACGCCAAGCAGCGGCCCAAACUACUAUGUAACGAUUUUUAUUGAUAACAAAGGAAGGAAUAAACAUUGAAGUAAUAAUUGUAAUAAAAAAGGAAAAACGCAUCUCAGAAGCAAAGUGACUCCUAGGCACACUCGUCGUCCAGGCACUCGUAUCGUUCUCGCUCUUCCGCGACUCCGUUUCCGUGCUUCCUCGUCGACACGAGAGAACCGCAUGCGGGGACACGAAUCGCGCGUUCUUCCCCUUUCGGCGCCGAUGUCGCCGACGUCGGGUCGACUUUAACCGGCUGACGCUUUGUGUCCUUCUGCUAACAGGAAUUAAAAGGAGAUGUAGGAUCAUAUUUCACUUACUUACUUCAUCAAACAACUUUGAGAGGCCGAUAGAAAUGAUACACCUUCACUGUUCCGACUGUAAGAUCAUCGAGACUUUAUUCACUCAUCGAGAUUAUUCAGACGUAAGUGUCUGCAAGACGUCUUGAAGGUGCCUAAAACAUCCCACUUGAUUGAAACAUUUUUUUUUAUAUAUUUCUAAGACGUAUUAGGUUGGCACAAAAGAUUUGUUAUUUUUUUUAAUAAACUAUAAUGUGGAAUAUUAUUAACGAGCAUAAGAAAACAUAGGAAAAAUAUAUCGAGCCGUUGUUUAUUUUAUUCUUAAAAAUUAUUAUUCCUUCGAAAUUAGACAAUUCCGUUUCCUUAUUUUAUUUGACAUGACACAAACUUUUUGCACCAACGUAACAUUUUAGACGUUGUUUAGUGUUGUUUGGAAAUGAAGCAACUCGGAUAAACUAUUAGCAAGUUAGAUCUUGAAUAUGAUCGAGGAGAAUAAAAAAAAUAUUUGUAUCUUUAAUUACGAAAAAUAUCAAACUUGAUUAUAUUUCAUGCAAUAUUCCUAGAUAGUAACCGAGUAUAAGAGUGUUUACCCUGAUCACGAUAAAGUGCCACAUAUGACUUUGACACUUUUGACAAAGUGUCUCGAAACGCGCUGUGCUUUCUAAUCCGCUAGCACUAGGAAUCGUAGCUCAGCUUAUUGCAAUUUAUCAAACUUCAAACGCUCGACCGGUCCAUGCCUCGCUUUUGCAGAGAGGUGAAGUGAAGGUGUUGGCGCAAUUGUACCACCGGUUAAAGUUGAAACGAAUGUCUGCGAAAUUGGCCCUCGUUAGUAUUACGGCACAUGGUUCACAUAUGCCGCAUGUCAUGCGAGAGUACGAAAGGGGAGAAAGAAAGAUUAUCGACCCGCUCGAAUGAAGUAUAACGGUCCAAGGCACGAUUCGAGAUAUGAAAAUAAAACACGAGGAAUGCAGAGUGUGUGACAUCGCUAAUGUAACAAUCGGUAUGACAAUCGACGAAAAUAUUAUUGAACGCCGAGAUGUCGCGUCGGAAUACACAGACGUGCAUCUCGACAUCGCGCGAUUGAUCUGACAGCAGGUGGAACAUCUGAUUUUAGCCAACUGCAUCGGUAAUCGUACUAUUCUGACAUUUAUUCCUCGUUCACUUCACGCGCUCGUCCAUCGCACGCGAAGUACGCCUGGGAAACCUCACUUCGUUUAUUGAAUCGGGGAACGAUGAUUUCUUACAAUUUUCUUUCGUGAGGAUUCCGAGGAAGGACGUGGUCGUAAUUUUUGACGGACGAGCGCGCGAGGAGCGCUCUUUUAUUCUCGUAUCUUUUCGCGUGUCGAAUGCGAAGCGCGCUCGGCUACGGGAGCGCUUUUGGCGGGAGAGUUCACCAGACACUAUUCGCGAUUCCACUUUCGUCGGAAGGAGGAAAGGAAACGUGGGUAGAGUCGCGGAAAGGGAGACGCAGGAGGGAAGAAUACGUUAUGCGCGGGAUGAGAAAGAAAAGGGGGGGUGAGAAAGAAGAACGCGAAAGAAGGUGUCAACGAGAAAAAGAGGGCUACAAGCUAAAUGCGCGCCGGACAACUAGAUGUAACUUUUGUAAAGCCGAAAUAAUACA